This is a messenger RNA of Paramecium octaurelia, 3923 nucleotides long. Lineage: Eukaryota; Ciliophora; Oligohymenophorea; Peniculida; Parameciidae. The record is from the annotation of a GenBank genome assembly.
AUGGAAUUUGAAAGUCGGUAAUUCAUUUCUUAAAGUGAAUUCAAUCGCAGUGAAAAGUUGACAUUAACCACAAUACAAUAAUAUGUUUCUAUAAUUGUAUUAUUGUUGGCCCUGGGAGAUGCAAUCAUGUUAUUUGUUAUCAAUGGAUUCGUGUUAAAUUACAUCACUUUAAGCUUUGCUAUCAUAAAUGCGCUAAUAGUUUUGAUCUGCAUCGCAACUCUAGUUUGGAAUAACUAGCAAAAAACCUAUCUAGCAUCAACUGAAGAUGAAUGGGGAGAAUUGACAGAUAACUUUAACGGGAGGUAAAUACAAUUAAUUAUGAAGAUUGUUAUUCUUUUUGACUAUUCUCAUGGCAGUUGCAGAGUUCGUUUUCUUCAUCCUGAUAAUAUUGUCGAGUGAUUAUAUCUAAGGGUUGUACUAAUCAGAGAAAAUUGGAAACGAUUAUCAGAAAUUCGAUAAAGUUGUAUCUGUCAUGAAACCCAUAAUAUUGAUAUUUUCAAUCUUAAUUGUAGUUGGAUUAACAUACACAAUACACAACUUUUAUCAGAUGACAAUAUCCUCAAUUACAAGUCGAUUCAAUAUAUACCUCCUCUGUAUAGCUGUAUCCUUGACUUGCUGGGGAUCUGUAUACUUGUUGAAAGGAAUGAACAUCUAUCCUAUCAGUGCUAUUUUAAACUUAAUCAUAUUGGGAUUAAUAUUACUAGCAGUAAUUUCAAACACUUGGAAAAUCAAAGGUUUGCUUAUGAUAUUGGCAGCACUUCAAAUCCUUAUAAUUCCAGUUCUUUUGGGAUUCCAAGCUGAAUACAUAAGAGACUUUUAAGAACAGCAAGAAAGUAACAUUGCAAAUUGUUAAUAACAAAUGAAUAAUUUAUCUGAAUCUUAUCUAUCCGAACACUCAUGUGCUUCAAAAUAUAUUAAAGACAUUUAAACUUAAAAUUGUCCAGAUGGGUAAAAAGAAUGUUCAAUUUAUUCUACUACAUGUGAUCGUGAUGCUCAAGUCUAGAGAUGGGAAGAAUAAACAACAGAUCCUGCAGAUCAUCCAUUAGGAUGCUUGAAUUUGAAUUGUUGCAAAACAGUCAGUAAUAUUUUCACAAAGGAUUUGUUAAUUCUAAUUAUGCUAUCUUUGGCGACUCCAUUAUUUUUAUUUGCUUUAAUUUUAUUCGAAUUCCACCUUUCAAGAAGAACACGAUCUGAUAAAACAUUAGGUAGAAAUAUAGAAACAUUAUUCCUUUUGUUAUUCAUUGGCACAAUAGUUUUUGGAGUACUUCUGUUAGUCAAUAAUUAUACACCUAUUCCAUUGAAAAAAGAGAUUAAUUUUGAUCAACCUGCCAAGGCUGUGAAAGCAAAGGAGUUUGCAAAGAUCCAAACCAGAAUGUGCCAAUCAAUUACAUAAUUGGUUGGUAACAGGGUUGAAUUGAGUAGUGAAUGUAAAUCGACAACUAAUUGUCCUUUGAAUAAAGUGGAAACAGGAAAGAAGGAGACAAGUAUGAUUCUCAUAUAAUUAUUUAGAUAUCUUAUUUGGAUUGUGGGUUAAAGGAGUUUAACAAUUUAAGAGGAAGGAAGCAACGACAUACUAAACUUUGGCUGCUGCUAAAUUCUUAUGGCCUAAUUAUGAUGGUAAUGAGUUAGAUUUCUUUGCUAUAAUUGGUAAGUUAGAGUAUGUCUAGUAGUAUUUGGAUGAUGUUUAGGUUUGCUAUCAAGUGGGCUUGAAAGAUCUUACAAUUAAUUUAUAUCAAAAUGUUGUCGAUAUUCCAAUUGAAGAAAAGAACAGCAAGGUUUAUCAUUAUUCAAUGUUCUCUCAUUUUGCAGAUACUGCAGCUAAACCAACAGAACCAAGUAAGGGAAGUCCUACUACUUCUGAUAAGGGUAGUACUGAUCCAAAAUCAUAGGCAACUUCAACUUAACCAAAAUGUGAAAUUCCUAAUUGUUAGGAAUGUAAAGAUUAACAGUGUACAACUUGUAAGACAGGUUUUGAUAAAGAUGAUGAAAGAGGGUGUAAAUAUACUGGAAAAUUAGGACUCAGUGAAUCAAUCUAAGUUUAAUUAUUCAAGGAAAUGAAAUCAAAAGUGAGUGGAUUUGUAGUAGGUGAAAUAAAAAAAGAAGAAGAUAUAAUUUACACUCAAUAUCCAAUAUAGGAAGCUAAGAUUUGUUGGAGUCAAGAGGGAUUAGAUAAACCAAUUUGUGAUGUAGCCACUCCUAAGGGAGAAUAUAAAUUACAGAUAUCAACUUUUGAUGUAGCUGAUUAUAGCACUCAAAUCUUUUAACCAACAACUGGAUUGAUAACUGUGGCUGCCAUUGGUUAUGAUGACUAUGUUUAACCUUAGGUGGUUCAAUUCUAAGAAGAGAUUAAUUUUGGCACUAUUUUAAUGAGAUCAAAUGUGACAAUACCUAAAGUUUAAACAACAACUACACCCCCACCAAAGUCAUAUUUACAUUAAGCUGAGACCACUACUACUACUACAAAACCUACAACAACUACCACGACUACAGAACCAGCCAAGCCUACAUCAACUACUACUACUACAACUAGUGGUACAACCUCAAAAGAACCAGCAAAAGAAUAACCUAAGGAGCCAGCAAAAGAAUAACCUAAAGAACCUGCAAAAGAAUAACCUAAAGAACCUGCAAAAGAAUAAUCUAAAGAAGCUGCAAAGACUGAAGGUGGAUGUAAAAGUGGCGAAUAUUUGGAUGCCAGAAAGAAAUGCUAAUCAACUGGAUGCACUAAUGUUCCAUUUUGUAAAUUCUGCGAUAAGAAUAAUAAAUGUAUUAGUUGCUAAGCAGAAUAUUAAUUAUAAGCAGAUAAAUCCUGUUUGCCAGAGAAUGGAUGUUCUAAGCCUUACUCUUAAAAUCAAUGUCUGAAAUGCUCAAAAGAAAAGGAAAAGUGUGAUUAAAAUUAUUGUGAUGCUUUCUCCACUUUUGAUAAUGGCUAAUGCAAAUAAGCAUAUAAAAUAUGCACUACUAAAAUCUAGAAUUGUGCUGUUUGUACUAAAGAAAAUAAAUGUGCUGUGUGUGAAUAGGGUUAUAAAGUUGUGAAUGGAGAAUGCAAAUUAGGAGAUUUCUCUUAGAUAUUUUAGAUAAAUUAUUAUUAAACUGAUGUUUAUGUUGUUGAUGUUAUGAAUUGGAAUAAUUUAGAAGCUGCCAAGGUUGAUUUGAGAGUCGGUAGUUGUGGAUCAUUUUAAGUAUAUGGAACUGCUAAGACUGAUUCUAAUGGAAAAGUUACAUUUACUCGACUAGUUAAGGGAUCUCAAUACAAUUUUAUUGUUACUCAUCCAGAUUAUUCAUAAAACUGCUAUGAGUUCUCAGAUAAGGAAGUUACUAUUGUGCCAUUGUCUAAGAAAUUAAAAUCUGGAUAAGUUAGGAUAGUAUUAGAAUGGUAUAACCCAGAUAUUAAUUUGGAUCUUCAAUUGUCCUUUAAUCCAACAGAUGCCUCAAAUUGUUUGGUCGGAUAUUUAGAUAACGAAUGUACUGGAGCCAAGUUUGGUAAAUCCUCUGAUGAAGAAUAUAGUUUUGAGGCUAUUGAAAUUAAUGCCCUUGUACUUAGUAAAUAUUUAAUUUUUGUUCAAAAUUUUGGUGAUAAAGAAAACUAUUAAGAAAAAUUGAUAUCAUCAAAUGCUCAUAUCAAAUAUUAUGUGGCUGAUAAAGAUGACCCAGCUGUCACUUUUGUAGUACCAAAUGAUAAAUAAUCUGAAAUCGUGGGAACUACAGAGGCCCUUAAAACUGAAUGGUUAGCAUGGUUAGUAGGAUGCAUAGAUGCAAAUGAAUCUGAAAUCCCUGAAUCCUUAUUUUCUUAAAAUGGUGUAUGGUAAUGCAACACAUUUAUAUAAAUAGGUGGACAGCUAGUUUAAAUAAGUGGUAUCCUGAAAUUCCUUAAAAAACUUCUCAAAACUAUUUCCCAUCACCGAAAAUUUGUGACGUUUGAUAAG